Messenger RNA from Stylonychia lemnae, 3672 nucleotides. The record is from the annotation of a GenBank genome assembly. NCBI's taxonomy places the organism in Eukaryota, Ciliophora, Spirotrichea, Sporadotrichida, Oxytrichidae.
AUGAAAAAAUCAUUAAUACAGAUCUCAACACUCCUAACUUUGAUUACCUUGUCUCAAGCUACUAUAAGAUAGAGAAUAGAGCAAUUUUCAUUUGAAAGUCAAUACGGUGAAUAUCCUUUGGCUUAUCUAACGUUCGGUUCAUCGAUUAACUUAGAAAGAAGAGUUAAGCUGAUUCCUCCUAUUAAAAGCUAGAAUGGAGCUAUAUUCCUUAAUCAGCCAGUUGCCUCUCCUGAUUUUGAGUUGUUUAUGCAGUUUAAUAUUAAUGACUUGAAGUCUCAGGAUGAAAAAAACCCUACGGGAUUUGGACUUUGGUAUCUUCAUAACAAGCCUAAAUUUCCAGAUACAUUUGGCCCAAUCUAUGGAAUUACAUUUGAGCAUUUAGGACAAGGAGAAUUCGGAUGCUAAUUAGAAAAUUUUAAAGAGGGGAAAAUUCUCAUAAAUCUGAGAGUAGUUAUGGGACAGGUUGAAAUCAAGUAUGUUGUCAACCCCUAAACAGAGAGUGACUUAGAUUAGUCUAAGGAAUGCAUGAAGAACUACUUCCCAUAGGCUUUUAACUUUCAAGGUUUCUUGGGAAUAACUGCUUCAAAUAAACUUAUACCUGUAAAUGAUAUAGAUUUGACAAUGAUUGACUUCAUUAAUCUAAAUGCAGAUUACUAUAAAGACACUUAGCAUCUUGAAAAGAGAGAUUUUUUUAGGGUUAAUGCCAGACGAUCGGUAGAGAAUAUCGUCAAAUCAGCUGGUGGAGAUAAUGAUGGUCCAGUAUAUUAAUCUGAUGAGGAAACAGUAGGAAGACUCAGAGUUAGUGACUUGAAAUAAAAAGCGGUCGAUCUUUUUGAAUAUCGAAGAGUGAGAGAGCAUGUCGUUAUGAAAGAGCUGAUCAGAGAUAUGUCUAAUGUUAAAUCGAGUGAUAGUGCUGAGGAAUAAGUAUUUAAAAUGUUUGAGCAAGUUUAGAGCUAUAACGUCUAGCUUUAGGAUCUGGUCAAGUUUUAAAAAGAGCUUAAACAGGAUCUAUCUGACCUUAAGGUGUAAGUUCAAUUAGAGGGAAUUAAUAAUCAAUUUAGUAAUUUAUUGAGAGAUACAGAUUUUUAAGACAUGAAAAAGGAGUUAGAAUACUCUGAGCACACAAUUUAUGAAAUUUCUCAGAAGGUCGCAAAUAUUCAUAGAGAUUUAGUUAGAGUUAUAGACAUCUCUUAUAAUCUACUUCAGGCAAGAACAAAUACCAUUGGACAAAUUGAAUAUUUUAUGCCACCUAGGAUCAUAGAAUAAGUAGCUAAGAUUCAACAAGAGAUCGCCAAGAUUGACAUCUAGUUCAAUAAAAUCAACAAAGCAAGAUCACUUUGUAAUCAGGCUUUGGAAAAAUAUCUCUAGACCUUUAUCCAAUAGUACACUGCAGCCUAAGAAGAUGAGCACUGUUUAAAGCGUAUUGACAUUCUUGGCUUGUUUUUCAGUAUUCUUGGUUUGGGUUAAACUUAGAUCUCUCAGGAAGCAGUUCUUGAUUUGAAUGAGAUGUCUUGCUAAAGCUAAAAGUAUAAAGUGAACAAGGACAUCGUAAUAAAGAACUACCAACUAUUCGAGGGCACUCACAAAUUCUAUUUCGGGGGAAGACUAAUGGUUGGCCCUAAGAUCAGAAAUUUUAUUUGCACUGCAAUUCUCAUUAACUUGCCUAACAUGCUCAACUUUGCAUUUACUCAAAUUGGCUAUGCAAUUGAUGAUUCUGACCCAGUGCUCAUAAUAUUAGGAGUCAUAUUUUGGCUAAGCACCAACCUGUUUUUAUUUAAAACAGCUUUUGGUGAUCCAGGAUUUAUUCCUAGACAACCAGAGACGCCGUUUAUUCAAAUCAAUAAAAAUGAGUUCAGAAAUUACUAUAUCAGAGGGGGAAUUAGAGGCUCCCAGCAUUCUCUUGUCAAAUUAAAGUACUGCCAAACAUGUAUUUAAUUCUAUAAGCAAUAUAAAUUAUUUAGGUUCAAUAUACAGGCCGCCAAGAACAGUACAUUGCUCAAUAUGCGACAGCUGCGUGGAGAUUAUGGACCACCAUUGCCCUUGGGUGAGCAACUGUGUGGAGUCGAUUUUUAUUCAGAGACAAAUGGACUUGAAUCUAGUGAUGCUAUUAAAGAAGCCUUUAUUUAGCAUCCAAUGUCAUUACCAAUAAUUGUUUUUUGCUUUGUCGCCUUGCUUGGAGUAUCUGUCCUGCUUUUCUAUCACUACAAAAUAACGCUUGAUUAUGCGACAACUCAUGAAGAACUAAAGGGUAUAUUCUCAGGCUAUAUUUUUCAUCCAUUCCAUGCUUUAUCAUCGCUGAAGAAUUUUAAAAACAGAAUUAUAUCAAUAAAAUACUCAAAAAUCCCCUUAUUUUAACCUUCAAAACCAGCACCAAGCAAUUCUGACAAAGCAGGCUAUUAAGGCGCAGGGUGCCAUGGACUGCAUAAAUCCUCAUUGGCUGAAAAGGCAACAGUCGGAUCUCACUCAGAAGAAUUCAACCUCAUAUCAUAAGUAGGCAACGCCUAGAGGUAGGAUCACAUGAAUAUAGGUAUAGUGAAGAAUAGAGAUAAAGUAGAAGAUGAUUUUGAUAAGUUAGAAUCUUUGUUAGAGGAUGAAAUUAAUAACCACAAAAAGCACAUAGACGAUGCUGAUUUAAAGAAGUCAAAUGUGAGAGUCAAAGGUCAGUUGUCAAUAGAUAUAUUAGAGUCUAGGAGACAUUCAAACGGAGCCAUAGAUACUUAGAUGUCGCCUUCAGUUAGACUAGGAGGAGUUACUGGAACAUUCAGGGAAAGCAUCGUAACACAAAACUUGGAAAAUGACUACAAUUAAUUAGCGGUUAUUAAAUCUGAUAGAGAACUAAUUGAGUCGUAAGAAGUCAACAUAGAAAUUAUAUCUUCAUGCUCUUCUGGAAAUAAAAAUAACUACUAGAUUAAUUAUUUGGAGUAAUCACCUCCUAGAAUACUACUAAAGUAAUAGAGUCUAGCAAAUAGUUUGAUGAAAUAAGCUGUAUGCUAUUAAGAAGACUAAUAAGAAGAAGAAAUGCCCAACAGAAAUAUGGAAUUGAGUGCUAGUCAGAAUCUUUCCCGCUACUCUUAGAGCAGUCGCAAGAGUCGCAAACUGCAAAGAGUUCAGAACUAGAACAUCCAUCCUAAUUAUUACAGUAGCGCUGCAGGAGGAAGUGGCCUUUAAGAUCCAAUGAAUUCCAUGUACCCCUUUAUGCAGAAUUAGUACUAUAACGGGUAGGAAAUAAUUCAUGACACAAAUGAAUCCAAGGAGUUCGAAUUCUUGGUUGAAAUAGAUGAAAAAGAUAAUAACACCCACUCUUCUCACAGAGGUGGAUUCAAUUACGACAAAGAAAACCAAUCUGAAAAUGUAGUAUCUCUAAGAUCUAUAAAUAAAUAAUUCGCAAAGGAUCAAAUUAUCAGGUAGUCGCAGCCAUUCAAUCAAAUGGAUUAUAAGUAUCAUAAUAAUGAUGAACAGUAUUCACUUGCCUACAAGAAUGGUAAUUAAUUCUAGAUUGAAGAGGAUGAAUUUGAAGGCCGUGGAUCUUAAACACAGUAGUACAAAAAUCCUUUCGAGAUAAAUGUACAGACUAACAAUCAAUAAAGAGUGAGCUAGCCCUUCAGCGCUUUAAGGGAUAUAUCCAAGAAAUAUAUAGAAGGCGACAAUGUGAGUAGGCACUAGCAGCACUGA